GCAAACGUGUUGUGUUUCCAGUCGGACCACUUAGCCGGCGACUCAUCGAUCCACGCAAAGCGGCUACAGACUGGUCAUGUCUCCUUCACGGUCCAUUUUGCUGGUGGGAGAAGGGAACUUCUCUUUUUCUGCCUCCAUAAGCCAGUUUAACUUCGUGACGGCCACUUGUCUGCAGCAUCAAGAGGAGGCACUGCGGCAGGAGGGAGCAGCCGAUAACAUCCACAUCAUCAAGGACUCAGGCGGAGCUGUGCUUUUUGAAGUGGACUGUACAAAGCUCGGGGACUGUACCUCUCUGCAGGGAAGAGUGUUUGAUCGAGUGAUGUUUAACUUUCCUCACUGCGGGAGGAAGAGUGGGGUGAAGAAGAACCGACAACUUCUCAAAAAUUUCUUCCUCAGUUGUGUUCAGGUUUUGGCUGAAGACGGGGAGGUUCAUGUUUGCUUGUGCAACGGUCAGGGUGGGACACCAAUGGACCAGCCGAGGCGAGAGUGGCACAACAGCUGGCAGGUUGCUGCCAUGGCAGCAGAAGCACACCUUAUCCUCAGUGACGUCCAACCUUUUGAAAGUGAGAAAUACCGGAGCUACAAGUGCACUGGAUACAGGAGCCAGGAUAAGGGUUUUCAUGUGGAGAACGCUUUGCUCCACGUGUUUACGCGCAGCCUCCCCUACAGCUCUUCUCAGAUGCUCAGAGUGGAGGAGGCUGUUGAAGGAGAGAAAGUCCAGUACAACAUACAGGCUGAGCUCAGUGAUUACAUAUUCAGGGGAUUUCUUUCUUCAGGUUCUGUCCACCCUGUCAGGUUAGUACAAGAUUUUCUUCUUGAAGGACUAACAGAGAAAUGGUCAGUCUCCAUGACGACAGAGACUCUCCCCUUCCUCCUCACGGCCAAACAACUGCAGACGUGCUGCCAUGACAUAGAGAGUACACACUGCUUUUGGAUUCACCUGCUUCAGAAAGACCUCAACUCUGACAAUCAUACCGCUACAGAUAAAGAUCAGUUGACGUCUUCGGAUAGUCAGGAACACACAGGCACACAAAACACAUUGUCAGCCACAUGUGAGAAAGUAGACAGGGUGAGGUGCAAAGGAGCUGAGAGCUUAAGGUUCUGUUGUUCUCUUGAUGUUGAUCCUGAAGAGGAAAGUGGUCUUUAUAUGCUGCGUCCAUCGCUACGCCCUCAGAUGGAAGAGCUUCUAACUAGAAAAGAAGAGUUGAUAAACAGUGCUGGGAGUCGUGGGGAGACAGAGGGGACUCAUGAAAAUGUUGAAGAUGAAGGAAACAAGGAGGAGGAGCCCUGUGGGAGCUGUAAUGGUUUCACAAACUCACUGUUUGGCAUUAGUGGCAUUGUGUUCAGGAAUGUGCCCAUCAACAUCUGGGCUCUGCCUGUCUUUCAUGAACUUGUCCUCAGAGGUGUUUUCCCCUCAGAGAGUGACCCAAUCAAAUUGCUUGGACAAAGGCUUGAAACACUGCUUGCUCCCUAUGGGGUUUCCCUGGUUACAGAGCAAGGAGGUCUGCGUCUGACAGCACAGCCGAUGGGUUUGGUUGGUCAAGUGUUCACAAGUACUCCAGCUGAUGACACGAGCCAUGUAAGCGUCACUGUCUCCUUAAAUUUGGACCUCCUCGCCACGCUCCUGUUCUCAAUCCCUGACUGGCGACUGCUUUGGUCACAUGACCCACGCUUCUCAGAACAGUUUGCACUCCGCCCACCACUAGGGACAUCUUUCCUCCCAUACUCCUUGUUCCCCGAGCUCUUUAACUUUGAUAUCAGCUUCUGGACAGGGCCGAGCUGGGAGGAAAAGAAGUUUUACGCUGUGAUCCGAGAGGCCAGCUGUUGGACCGUGGAGCAAGUUAAACUCAUUGAUAUGUUCUCACAUCCCGACCUGAGUCAGACCAGUUACUGCUACCGACUCAUCUACCACUCAAACACCCACGCUUUGUCACACACACAAGCCCUCCAGUUUCACAAAGACUUAGAGUCCUUACUUUCCUCUCGGCUGCAAGUCACCAUCAGGUAGCUGGCAUUCACAUUCAAAACUUUAGUAGGAAAAAGGAUAUAACCUUCUUUUUCACAGGCAUCUCAGUUACCAGUCUGUUUGCAACUGCUAAUUAUAAGCUUAUAAUCGGCUGUAAUAAGUGUAGUUGAAUAGUGUUUACAGUAGUUGGGGCAUUGCUUGCUAUUGUACAUCUCUGAACUGUGAUUCUGUGUAUCAGUGUGUGUUUUUAUCAUCAUACAAUAAACCUGUUAUUUAAUGUUA
Scomber japonicus (chub mackerel) is the source of this 2248-nucleotide messenger RNA. It is a transcript of the gene fdxacb1, whose product is annotated as ferredoxin-fold anticodon binding domain containing 1. The transcript has 6 exons. Lineage: Eukaryota; Metazoa; Chordata; Actinopteri; Scombriformes; Scombridae. The record is from RefSeq and is a predicted model, not a curated record. Gene Ontology annotation, molecular function: rRNA (uridine-N3-)-methyltransferase activity. Bases 77 to 2008 code for a protein of 643 amino acids. Gene Ontology annotation, cellular component: cytoplasm. Gene Ontology annotation, biological process: rRNA base methylation.